Molecule: messenger RNA, 1165 nt
Organism: Somion occarium
Lineage: Eukaryota; Fungi; Basidiomycota; Agaricomycetes; Polyporales; Cerrenaceae
Source: the annotation of a GenBank genome assembly
GCUUGCUCUUCGUCUGGUAACAUACGCUUUUUUCGUCUGCGCUUGUAGUUUUUCAUUGUACACUUAGGCCUCCGAGGAUUAUAUCCAUGGUCACAUUCGCUCGGAACCACUGCCGUACCCACUUCCGCCCAUACGACUAUACCACCAUCAUGCACUCCACCCGACCUCGAUGCCAUCUUUGUCUCACUACACGUCCUACAAAGUCUGCUCAUAGGACAUUCUCCUGUAGCGUUAUCUCAAAGACCCAUCAUUAUCAAACUCUGUCUGUUCCCCGGGAUGCUACAAAGAAUCAGAUAAAGUCGAGCUUUUACAAGCUUAGCAAGCUAUACCAUCCUGAUGUAGCAAAGGAUCUCGGAGCUAAAGAGAAGUUCCAGGCGGUCAGUGAAGCCUAUGCCAUUCUCGGAGACGACCGCCGGAGGCGUGCAUAUGACAAGACUCUAGGAUCAACAUCAAGUAAUGGACACCCCGCUCAUCAUGCAUCAUCGUACGCGUACCAAUAUCCUUACGACACAGUCCGCAGGAGAGGCGCAACCCAUGCCUGGUCGUAUGCACGAACAUCUAGCCACGCUCACAGUAGAGCAUCAGGUUCAACUCACAAAGCUGGCUUUGGAGCUUCAUUUGAAUCAUCCCAUCCUCACGCUCGACGACACUCUGAUCCGUUCGCAUCACCUAAUGUCCAAAAGGCUACCGGACGCAGGAAAACAGUCGGUGAUCAUACCGAGGCAGACAGAGUCACUGCUGAGUCAAGUUUCUGGAGGGCAAUACAGGUCAUUGGUGUUGUGCUAUUUGUUGUUACAGUGGGGGGCGGCUUCGGAGCAGUCGCAUAGCAUUAACAAAGUGCACAUACCAAGGCUUUGACAUUUAAAGUGUGUGGUAUGCUGGUACAAUUCUCCUUAUCUCACUAUUACUGAGAACGCUGUCGACGAUUGUUCAGCCAAUGAAGGACGUAGACACGCUAGUGCACAUACGGGGGUUCAAGGAAGGUAUGACUGAAGCGUGCGGUUUUGCUACGCAGACGUGGGCUCGACUUUUGUACGAGGCUGAUAACUUGGGAAAAUUACCUGCUCCGAUCUGUAGUUUGAUCAUGGAUGACUCUGUAGAAGCAGGCAUCAGUCGAAUGCGGCGGGAGUCUAGAUAGCGAGGAAGAGAGCUGAAGUACUACUUC